AUGAAAAGUCAAAUAGGAAAUUUACAAAACCAAUUGCAAGCCGCAAAAACUGAAAUUACUAAUUUAAAGCAAGAAAAUCAGAAUCUAGAAGCUACUAAUACUCUUUAUGCACAACAAAUAAAACUUAUUGAUCCAGAAAAAGAAAAAUUAAAUGCUCAAUUAGUUCAAAAUAAAAUUGAACAGUUAGAAACCCAAAGAAAACUUAAUCAGCUAGAAGUUGAAAAGCAAGAUUUAAAAAAUAGGUUAGCACACACUAAACAAACUAUUCAAAAUUCCAAAUUUCAAAAAGAACAAUUCGAGAAGCAGUUAGAACAACAGCAAUUAUUUAACCUUGAGCAGAAACGUGUUAGACAAUUAAAAGCAAAGCAGGAAGAACUAAAAGAAACUAAAAAAAAAUUAGAAUAUCAACUAGCUUUUACAAAAGAUAACACCGCACCCCUCCAUAAAGAAUUAAAGGAACGGGAACAAGAGUUAAAAGAAACAACAAAUGAGCUAAAGAAAGUUCAGGAAAAGGAUUUAGAUCAAAUUAAGAAUUAUUUAGGAGUUAAAAAAGUUUUUCUUAAUGCUCGAAAAAUAACAAUUAAAGGAUUACAAAAUUGCUAUAACAAACUCAAAAGCAAUAAAAAGCAUACUAAAGUCGACGAGAUAAGUAAUCUAAUUGUCGCAGUAGGUGGGGUAGCAAAUUCUCUAACUUUCGGAAUUCCCAAAGCUUUCGGAGACACAAUUAAGGCAAUAAACAAAUCUUUCGAAAGAAAAUUUUCAGAUAGAUGGGCGGAUGAAUUUAAAAACUUUUUAGACAAUGACAGAAAAAAUUUAGCUCUACUCAAUAAAAUAAUCGAAAAAAUUGCCUGCUACUUAACCCGCAUUAUCCAAGAAAAAAGCAUUAGCAUUUGGGAAGGCAAACCCUUUUCCAAGCCUGAGGAAAUGGAAAAGGCCAUUACCUUGCUUAAUGAUAAUUUUGAAAAGUUAGAAACACAAUUAGCACAAGAAGAAAACAAAUUUAAGGAAAUUAUUAAUAAAGCGUCGGAGAAAAUAGUUUGA
Molecule: messenger RNA, 1041 nt
Organism: Cetraspora pellucida
Lineage: Eukaryota; Fungi; Glomeromycota; Glomeromycetes; Diversisporales; Gigasporaceae
Source: the annotation of a GenBank genome assembly